UCGCUUCUAUUUCGCUGUGCUUGUACUUCCUGUUUGUCACAGCGACUUCCGCAGAUGGAUUGGCUUUUGUUGUGCAGUGACUGAAAGGGCGUGCGUUCAUGCACGAGCACUUCAAACCGCACUCGUGAGGAAAAAAAGGGAGUGUCGGCGAAUAAAGCAACGCCAACCAUCCACAAAGAUUCAUACCUGACGUUUGCAUCAAAGGUUGCUUUGGACAAAAGGUUGCAAAUCCACACUCAGAAUGAGUUGCACGGAGCAAGGUGACGCUGGGAAGUUUCUGGAGAGGUUUCUGGAGGAGUUUGUAAACCCACUUGGCCCAGAGGACCCUCUUCCCGUCGCUCCACUCAGCCGUAAAGUCACAAUGCAGGAGGUGAAGGGAGAGAGUCUGGAGCUGGGCCUGCGACUGCUCUCAGCCAGAAAUGCCCCAUCCUGGCUGGGUGCAGCGAUGUGCAAUGCUGCCGUCACUGAAUUACUUAAAGAUGACCUUUCACCUCACUACUGCCCCAAAGAUCCAGAACAGCAACCAGAGGAUGAACAGGAAGUUGUUUUGUUACAGUCUGAGCCAUUGCAGCGCCUCUUUAUCAAUAACUUGAGAGAGGUGUGUAUGGCUUGGCAGAAACAGCUGCCCAGUCCCGGGUCGUCCUCAUUACAGACACACAGCUGCUCCAUUCAUGCCAUUCGUAACACUCGCAGGAAGAUGGAGGACCGUCACAUCAUCCUAAGAGAGUUUAACCAGCUUUUAGGUCUGCAGGAUGGUGUAGAUCGAGAGUAUUACGCUGUGUUUGAUGGACACGGAGGGGUGGAUGCUGCCACAUAUGCUGCCACUCACCUGCAUGUCAUACUGAGCCAGCAGGAGGAGCUCAAAAGUGAUGCUGCCACAGCCUUCAAAAGCACCUUCACACAAACAGAUGACAUGUUCAGAAUCAAAGCUAAGAGAGAGCGUCUGCGCAGCGGCAGCACUGGUGUGGCGGUCUUACUGACCUCUGAUCACCUGACCGUCUCCUGGCUGGGCGACUCUCAAGCUGUGCUGGUUCGACAGGGAGAACCAGUGACCCUAAUGGACCCACACAAACCUGAGAGAGAGGAUGAGAAGAAAAGAAUCGAGGAUCUGGGUGGAUGCAUUGCAUUCAUGGGUUGUUGGCGGGUAAAUGGGACCUACGCUGUUUCCAGAGCAAUAGGUGAUUUUGACCAGAAGCCGUACGUCUCUAACGAAGCUGAUUGCUCCUCGAUCCAGCUGAACGGAAGUGAAGAUUACAUUCUGCUGGCUUGUGACGGCUUCUUUGACGUGGUUCGGCAGGGGGACGUCCCGGGGCUGGUCCUGGAGGCCCUGAGGGAGACCGGAGGCUCGGGGGACGAUGUGGCCCAGACUCUGGUGGCCCAUGCUAAAGCUGCCGGAUCCAGUGAUAACAUCACGGUUCUCUUGGUGUUCCUCAAGGAUCCUCAGCAGCUUCUGACCUACGAGACGAGCUCCAGAGCAGAGCCCGGAGGAGCCACGGCUGCAGCCACAGAGAUCUGAAUAGGGGUUAAUAGGAAGAAAUUGUCCAUGAUAGAAGCAAACCAGGGGACCAAUAGCAACUGAUGGUCUUUUUACCAUCUGGAAUGAUGUUUUUAAAGGUGUUGCAUUUGAAAAGAAUAUGCGAUUGUUGAGGUCAUCCGAAACGAGUCGAGUCAUGCAUUCAGAAGAAAGCAUCGAACGCAGGUGAAAGGCAUUUCCUCAUUUUUUUCAAGAAUGUCUGAUAUCUGGUCAUUUAUUAACUCUCUUUGUUCCUACGUUUGAACUUGCCUUUACUUUCAAACGUUUCUAACUAUUUGCCUUGUUUUUACCAGCUUAUAUUUACAUUUACUGGUGCUUAAAGAAAUAGUUCACCUAAAAAUAACAAUUCUUUCGUCAAUCAAUUAGUCAUUCCAGACCUGUAUUACUUUCUUUCUUUUUUCUGUGGACUUUAAAAGAAGAUAUUUUGUUGGUAGAAGAAUGUACAAUGCGUUUCCCAUUGAUGUCCAUUGUAUGCAGUAGAAGUCAAUGGGAACCAAAUCAGUUUAGUUAACAACAAACUUCAAAAUAUCUUCUGUUGUGUUCAACAGAAAACAAGAAAUACAUACAGCUUCGAAACACCAUGAGGGUGAGGAAGUAAUGACAGGAUGUACAUGUUUUGGUGGACUAUUUCUUUAAUAUCUCAUAAUAUACCUUGCAGACAUGCGUAAAGCAAAUGCGUUUCUUUUUUUCUGAGUGUAUUUUGUUGGUCGCGCUUCCUAUUUGAUACGACUGUUACAGUGGAGGGAAAACCGAUGUGAAUAGUCUUAACACAUACAGUAUUGCGUUGCAUUUCUGACCACACUGGCUUCGAUAAUGAAAUAACCGACCAUAAGGCCUUCAGCUCUGUCAGCAGAUGUACUAAUCCAGUGUUGUAGGUGGUUAGUAUUUUUAAGACUGUUAUUUAUUUGACAAAAAAGUAUUUAUGGCUGUACUGUACUGUGUAAACGCGCUCUUUCAUGUGCCAAAACUGUAUUUACGAGUCUGACUUUGCCAAGAUCGUCUCUCUGUUGCUGCAGCUUUUCACAAAGCAGGUUUUCGAAAUGUACAGUAAACCUUUAUUUAUGCAUAAUUCAUAUUCGUUUUGUUACAGUGCCUUUUCCCCCAAAUAUCAGUGUUAAUGCUGGCGUGUGGGUGGUGGUGUUCUAUUAUCAUAGGCAGACUUUGCAAACAGCAUGUCCUGCAUGCUGCAAGUAGUCUCACGUUACGGCCGCUCAGUAUUUUGAAAGCCUCGUGACGAGUAGCCGAUAUAGCAGCACAGUCACUAUAAUGUGAUAAGGCCAAGAAUAUCGCCAACCUAAAGGAUACCGAAUGAGGAAGGGGAAGACAAGAGCGAUUUGGUGUCUUUAUAUGGGGAAAAUGUCUCAUUUGGUUCAGUAUAAUGCAUUCUAUAUUUGAAUAAAAGAGUGCAAAUGUCCAGAUUUGUGUCUUUCCACAAAUACAGUGGCAUCUUAAAGUCUGAUGCUAUUGAAAAUCUGGGAUUCAAUUCGAAAAAUCUUUCCAACUCCAAUUCCAAUGGUUACAACCAGUCUCUUAUGCUAACCACAGCUGCGUUUAUUUGAUCAAAAUACUGUAUAAACUGCUGUUAUAUUGUUAACUAUUACAAUUUCAGUAUUUUAAUAUAAUUUAAAACGUAAAUGUCGGUCUCAGACUUUUGGAUCCCAAUGUAUAUAAUAAAUGCAAUGUUAUUUCCCCCAGAUUUACAAAUAUUGCAUAUUCUCAUCAAUUUUGGAUAUGGGAUAUUAAUUUUGCAUUGCGUAAUUUUUACAAUUGCCAGUGACUCUAAAAGUCAAAAAUCUAUGCACAUCAGCGAUGAUCUCACAUAAUGUAUGAGGAAAUGGGAUGUGCCAAUGAUGGGGAUUUUGUUACAUCACAGUUGUUAAUUAUAGUCUUUCCCCAUUUUAAAAGCGCAAUGCCUUAUUUUUUUUCUCAUGAUGUGAAUGCGGUUCUCAUUUACUCACCUUCAUGUUACUCGAAACCAGUAUGACCCCACUUUUAUAGUAUGGACAAAAAACUGAAUUCUUCAGAAUAUCAGUAAUUGACAACAGAAAUAUCAUUUUUGGGUGAACUAUUCCUUGACGUUCACAUUCGUGCCAAAAGACAUUGUUCAUUCAGAAUGUGUUUUGCUCUUGACUGUGUUUUUGUACUUUGUAUUAAAAGGAUUUUCAAAGGGUUUGAGCACUGAACUACUUCUGUGUUUUUGUCCAGUAGAAAGGAAAGAUCAUGAACGUGUGCAUCACUAGAUUUAAUGCUGGUGUGCAGUUUUAUACACUUUUUGCCUGCAGUAUUUUUUAUUUGUAUUUUUUUCUCACAGGACAUUUUGUAAUUGUUGCUGUUUUGUACUAAAAAGUGAACAUAAAUCAUGGGAACACAUGGGUGUAACAGCUCUCAGUACAUGAUAAAGUGCCUUAUCUUUAUGUACUUUUCAGAAUCAUCUUUGUACAGGCAACUUAACUGAUAAACCUAAGUGAGCUGACUCUUUUCAGACCUAAUUUUGCAUAUCAUUUACCUCUACUGCUGAUCUUUUGUGCAAGUAAGGCUUUUUACUGGAUCAUUUAAGACCAUUUCCACACUGUGUACAAUACUACAGUGAAUCUUCUACCUAAUGUUCUUGCAUGUAGUAAUGUUUAUGUCAACAUCUGAUGAACAGCUAAAUGUGAUUGCUGUCCUGUGGUAUUUUCUUGCUAUUUUAGAAAGCGGUUUUUUUUUUUUAUGCAACUUUUUUUGUGGAUUUAUAACACAAGCAUUGGGCUUUAAUCUGAUAUAAUGUGAAUAAAGUACUUUUCACAUCA
This is a messenger RNA of Carassius gibelio (silver crucian carp), 4323 nucleotides long. It is a transcript of the gene ppm1f, whose product is annotated as protein phosphatase, Mg2+/Mn2+ dependent, 1F. The transcript is spliced from 8 exons. Gene Ontology annotation, molecular function: protein serine/threonine phosphatase activity; cation binding. The record is from RefSeq and is a predicted model, not a curated record. Gene Ontology annotation, biological process: negative regulation of protein kinase activity; protein dephosphorylation. Gene Ontology annotation, cellular component: cytosol. NCBI's taxonomy places the organism in Eukaryota, Metazoa, Chordata, Actinopteri, Cypriniformes, Cyprinidae. Bases 242 to 1516 code for a protein of 424 amino acids.